This is a messenger RNA of Plasmodium vivax (malaria parasite P. vivax), 4638 nucleotides long. RefSeq lists its product as hypothetical. Lineage: Eukaryota; Apicomplexa; Aconoidasida; Haemosporida; Plasmodiidae. Gene Ontology annotation, cellular component: endosome membrane; AP-3 adaptor complex; membrane coat. Gene Ontology annotation, biological process: Golgi to vacuole transport; protein targeting to vacuole. The record is from RefSeq and is a predicted model, not a curated record. The transcript has 3 exons. The coding region runs from base 1 to 4269 and encodes 1422 amino acids.
AUGAACGGGUCGUUCAUCGAGCUGAUCAAGGACAUCAAGCGGGACGACAGCGUCCAGAACGUGGAGAGGAACUACGCCCUGUGCGUUAGGAGCCUGCGAGAAAUGGAGAGGAGGAAACGGGGCAAGGAAAAGGAACCGAUAUUCAGCCUGCUCACCUGCAGAGCGAAAGACAAGUCCAUCGCGCUGAUGAAGCUGCUCUACCUCCAAAUGCACGGAAGGAAAAUAGACCCCGAACAUAACUUCACCGUGAUGGAGAUGCUAACAUCCAGUAAGUAUGUUUUGAGGAGGCGUGGCCAUCUGUUCCUCCACCACUCCACAGAUAGGGAAGACGUGACGUUUCUUUCGAUUAAUUUAUUUCGGAAGGAGUUAUACAGGGAGAGCUUCCCCAUAGGGUCUCCCUCCGUAAAGACCAACGUCAUCAAUUCGAUUGCUAACAUGGGAUGUGCCAUUGUGAGGGAGAACAUCGGCAUGCUUCAAAGCUCUGCAAGGAGUUACCUAAUCAUAUCGGGGGUAGAGUCGAAUGGACCCCCUUCCAGGGGGCACCACUUCCCCAUUGGGGGAGAAGAACCCCCUCAUGAAAAGGAAAAAAAAAAACAAUUUACACACACAAAUUGUAUUUCGAAAGAGACAAAUGUGUAUAACACUGCUCUCGUUUUGAACACCCUCAGCAACAUUUGCACCUCCAUCAUGAGUAGCAACCUGCAUACCCAUGUGCUGCAUCUCCUGAAUAGCUCCCAAGUGUAUAUAAAGAAGAAGGCGAUUGUGAGCCUCUACAGAGUAGUCACGAGCAACUUAGAAACGUUGCCAGUUUUUUUAGACUCUAUUAAGAAGAGCUUCCUUUCUCUCUACAGCGAUGAGAGUUCAUCGUACGAUCAGCUGGGGAGGGACCAGAGGGAGCACGCCCACCGGGACAACACCACGCUGUGCUGCCUCAUUGUGAACGUCCUGGCGGAGGUCUUCUCCGCCCUGGAGUGGAGCUCCGUCAGCGGAGUUGGCGGUGGGAGCGGCGUUAGCGGAGUUGGCGGCGUGAGUGGUAUUAGCGGAGUUAGCCGCUCUUGCGGGGGGGGGGCGGCCCCCCACCUGAAGAAGUUCCUCGCGUUCAUCCCCCUCAUCUACAGCAUCCUGAACGAGCGACUGAGCCUGAUCGACAAUUGGAAGUUCAUCAAGAUCGUAAAGUUUUUGAGACAGCUAGUUAGGCACGAAAGUAGAAUCUAUAAAAAGUUCCUGCAUCUAAUUGUGCAUGUGCUUUUUACCAACAAGGCGAAGAGCGUCGUCUACGAGUGCCUCAGCUUUCUGCUGCUCCACUACCAGAAGGGCUGCGCGGUGGACUUGGACCUCCAGCGGUACGCGCCCUGGGGCGAGGCCGGCCCCGAGCGGAGGGGCGCCGGCAUCCGAGGUGAUGAAGUCUCCGGUGAUGGGGUGCGCGGGGAUGGGCUUCUCUCUGAUGGGCUUCGCGGGGAUGCCCCCCCCUCCCGGCCGCCGCCCGACUGCGUUGCCAAACUGCUGCAGCUCUGCUUCGCCCACCUCGCGGAGAACUUCCACAGCGAAGACAAAAACAUCGUCUACGUCACGACGAAGAUGUAUGUAGCCAUUUUGGCCUCCCCAGAUGUGCACCAGAAAUUUAUCCAACACAAUAUGAUGGAGGAGCUCUCCUCCAACGUGCUGAGCAGCCUCGACCACGACGUGACCAUCAGGAAGAGUCUCCUUCGCAUUAUUCACUACCUCAUGAAUGAAAGCAACUUCCAACCAAUCGCCUACAACAUACUCACGUGUCUUUAUGGGGGGACCGAAGGAGACUUCGCAGGAGAGUACGUAGAUGCCAUUUUGCUGUAUGGUCAGAAGAAGGGGCACUUAUUAAAAAAUAUUAAUUUAUAUGUGUUCCUUUUGUUUUACAUGCUGUGCAUGAAGAACCACAGGAAGGAGGCCGAGGUGGUUCGGGAGAUCCUCCGCGUGAAUGGCGGUCCGGGGGGGACCACCCACAUCACCACCAACUUUCUCAGCGCCAUGUACGUCGUGACGUAUGGAGCGGCGGUGCUGCGGCGCCAGCUGGGGGGGGAGAGAAGCGGUAUAGGUAGCGGUAUAAGCAGCGGUGUGCGAAGCGGUGUAAGCAGCGGUGUGCGAAGAGGUGUAAGCAGCGGUGUGGAUAACCAUGUUGGCGGCCGUGUGGGCAAAAUCUUCCCCCGAUUUACCGCCCCGCUUGCCUCCCCGUUUUCCCCCCCACCGGGGGACCCCCUCGGAGAAACUGCACUCGGGGAGAGCCACUCCUCGGAGCUGAUGAACCAAAUGAGCACCCUCCUCCAGGAGGCCAAACCGAUGGACGCCUUUGCCAGGUACGACCUACUCGAGUACAUCACAGGGACGCUACACAUGCAUGGAAGUGACCGGCACGAUCGGGUAGAAGACCCCUACAAAGACGUAACCCAAGUGGAGGUAGCCACCUUUGAGCACCUCAUUUAUUUUGUGUAUGCAUAUCUGGAGGAGGCACACCACCAGAUAAAGGAGUACCAAAACGAACACUUCUUGAAGGUCUUCUUUUUCAGCCUCUACCUGUUCUUCACGCAUUUCAGUGUCGCUAGCAUUCUCUGGUACGUUGCAAAAAUCUUUUUCUUUUUUUACCAAUACGAGGGCAGCAGAAGGUUGGUUCGUUUCUACAUGAGCAAGUUGGCUUCCCAUGUGGGUCACCUGCUUGGGAAACGGAACAUCGUGGAGACGGUGGACUGCUGCGCCACUUUGAGGAGUUUGUUUUGCCUCGUGCUGAAUGGGAAGCAUGCGGGGGGGGGACCCACUGGCGAUGACUCCACUGAUGGGGAGGACUCCCCCACUGGAGAGGACCCCUUCAAUGGAGAGGCCACCAACAGGGGGGUCAGCCUCUACACCUGCGUCACGGACUACCUCCAGCUGGACCCCUCAGAGGAGAGCUUCAACUUGGACCGCCCCUUUAAGUACCACGACGCGUUCUUUUUGCACCCCGGGGGGAGUCCUUCGGGGGGAAGUUCUUCGGGGGGAAGUCCUUCGGGGGGAAGUCCUUUGGGGGGGAGCCCUUCCGGGGAGCAGAGACCGAGUGCCAGCGAGGUGACGCUUCCCCCGGCCGGGGCGGGCAAAGUCGCGUCCUCCGCUUCGGCGAUUACCACUUCGGGGGGGACCGCUUCCGGGGUGAUCGCUUCCGGGAUGACCGCCUCGGGGGGGACCGCCUCCGCCUUGACCGUGGACGAGGCAGCCAUCGCCGUUGCCGGCAGCCGCGAACUGUGUGCCAACGGAGACCUGCAAUCUUUCCUGCGCGAACUGAGCGAGGAACAGAGCGAGUGGAGACAAAGAGACCAGCGGACCUUCCACCAGGUUAGCCAGAGUGCCCACAUGAAGUUAUAUUUCCAAGUGCAUCAAGAUGAACGUCUCCUCCGUUUGUAUUUCCAGCUGGUGGGAUCUCCUGUAACGGUUCAAAAUCUCUCCGUGCGUACGUCUCUCCAAGUGAUUAAAUGCCAGGUGGCAUUCACCGGUGAGGAAGAAGAGCUGCUUCUGCUGGGGGAUGACCAGAUGGCCCAGGAUACCCCCACCUGCGAUGAAUUAACAAGCAAACGACAUGCCCAGGGUGGUCCUCUCGAGAGGAAUCACUCCGAAAGAAUUAGAAGCGACAACCUAACUGAAGUGACCUCCAUCGAAAGGGUCCCCAAGAGUUUUCUCCUUAGUACCCACUUUGAAAUUCCAUCUGGCUCUGUUAAGUUGGCCUACAGCUAUUGGUGUAACUCUACUCUCCAUGAAGAACCAUCUGUUGAGAUUCCAUUCGUGCCUCUCGAGCCGGCGGCCCUAUCGAUAGACGAGCUUACGAACGUGAAGAAGCGAAGAGGCGUGCACCGAAUCGUAGCCGAAGAGAUAACAGUCGACGAGGAGACCCACCCAACCGAAUUUAUCUUCAGUUGUUUUGUCUUCCUGGCAGAGCACCUCCAUUUGUUUUUUUUUAACAUGGGGAAGGUUUUUUCCAACUUACGGUGUGGCUGCUGUGCGGACACGCUCCGCCUCAUUUUCUGCGCGGCUCGCACGUCCAGCCGGGAGGCCCCGCCAGACAAGACGGUGCUCCUAAUCAACGUGCACCACAGGAAAACGGGCCAGGCGGGCGACCCCACCACCUACAGGGUCGAAGCGAAGAUGAAGGUGCUCAACGACUGCGAGGAGGAGUGCGUGCGGAUGCUCAACUACGCCGAGUUUCACCUCACCAAGCUGCUCACGGGGCGGCUCAAAAUAAGGUCGCCCCGCAUUGCGCUCACGCGGGGGUGAGUAGGCACACGAGGAGGCAUACGAGCAGGCAUACCCUUAGAGAUACACUCAGGCAUGCAUGCCAACCACGCAGCAUAGCCCAUGUGGCGCUACGAUGGCCGGCCCGCAUUGUUCGAUUGGCAUCCGCCCCUGGGGAUCUCCAAAUGUAGGUUGUGUCCCACUCCGUUUGAUCUGCCGUCUGUCCACGCACGCACACCCCGUUCCGUCGCCCCCCCUUCCUCCCUUCCCUCCUUCCUUUCCUCUUUUCUUUGUCAAAAGGAUUUCUUAACUGAGUGAGCUUCUCAUUUUGCUUCUCUUUUUGCUUCUCAUUUUGCUUCUCUUCUUUGAGCGAACCCAAUGAACCUCUUUUUUUUGUAAAAUGAAUGGUCC